GUCAGCUUGGAGUCCUGCAGGCGAGAGCGGUGCAGAGGACCCGGUGCUCCCUUCCCCAGCUGUGGCUGAGGGGUCUCCCUGCAGAGAUGCAGCCGCUCCUGGCCUUGGCAGGGAUCUUAGCCAUGCUUACCCUCACCCAGCUCUGUGAGGGCACCACCCCAGCUUCCCCCAGUGCAGUGAAGACCUCGGUCCUUCAGGACUGCAUAGCAGAGGCCAAGUUGCUUGUGGAUACUGCCUACAAUCAGACCCAGAAGAGCAUCAAGCAGCGCCUUCGCAGCGGCUCGGCCAGCCCCAUGGACCUCCUGUCCUACUUCAAGCAACUAGUCGCGGCCACCAGGGCAGUUGUUCAGGCUGCCGAUUAUGUGCAUGUCACCUUGGGGCUGCUGGAAGAGAAGUUACAACCCCAGGGGUCCAGACUCUUCAAUGUCACCGAUGUGCUAACGGAACGCCAGCUGCAGCUGCUGUCCCAGGCCAGUGGCUGUGCUCUCCAGGACAAGAAAGAGAAGUGUAGUGACAAGUACCGCACCAUCACGGGGAGGUGCAACAACAAGAAGAUACCCUUGCUGGGGUCCUCCAACCAGGCCCUGGCCCGCUGGCUGCCAGCCGAGUAUGAGGACAGACUGUCGCUCCCUUUCGGCUGGACCCCUGGCAAGAGGCGCAAUGGCUUCCGUCUCCCUCUUGUCCGAGAAGUCUCCAACCAGAUCGUGCGCUUCCCCAGUGAGAGGCUGACCUCCGACAGAGGCCGGGCCCUCAUGUUCAUGCAGUGGGGCCAGUUCAUUGACCACGACCUGGACUUCUCCCCAGAGUCCCCAGCCAGAGUGGCCUUCACUGCAGGCGUUGACUGUGAGAAGACCUGUGCCCAGCUGCCCCCCUGCUUUCCCAUCCAGAUACCGCCCAAUGACCCUCGCAUCAAGAACCAGCGCGACUGCAUCCCCUUCUUCCGCUCGGCACCCUCAUGCCCCCAAAACAGGAACAAAGUCCGAAACCAGCUCAAUGCCCUUACCUCCUUUGUGGACGCCAGCAUGGUGUAUGGCAGCGAGGUCUCCCUGGCCCUGCGGCUCCGCAACAGGACCAACUACCUGGGACUGCUGGCCAUCAAUCAGCGCUUCCAUGACAACGGCCGGGCCCUGCUGCCCUUUGACAACCUGCACGAAGACCCCUGUCUUCUCACCAACCGCUCUGCGCGCAUCCCCUGCUUCCUGGCCGGUGACACCCGAUCAAGCGAAACCCCAAAACUGGCGGCCAUGCAUACCCUCUUUGUGCGAGAGCACAACCGGCUGGCUACAGAGCUAAGAAUCCUGAAUCCCCGAUGGAGUGGAGACAAGCUGUACAAUGAGGCUCGGAAGAUCGUGGGGGCCAUGGUUCAGAUUAUCACCUACCGAGACUUUCUGCCCCUGGUUCUGGGCCAGGACCGGGCUAGAAGAACCCUGGGGCCCUACAAGGGGUACUGCCCCAACGUGGACCCACGUGUGGCCAAUGUCUUCACUCUGGCCUUCCGCUUCGGCCACACCAUGCUCCAGCCCUUCAUGUUCCGCCUGGACAGCCAGUACCGGGCCUCAGCACCCAACUCUCGUGUCCCGCUUAGCUCCGCCUUCUUUGCCAGCUGGCGAAUUGUGCAUGAAGGUGGCAUCGACCCCAUUCUCCGAGGCCUCAUGGCUACGCCUGCCAAACUGAACCGUCAGGACUCCAUGUUAGUGGAUGAGCUCCGAGACCGGCUGUUUCGGCAAGUGAGAAGGAUCGGGCUGGACCUGGCGGCUCUCAACAUGCAGCGCAGCCGGGACCAUGGCCUUCCAGGGUACAAUGCUUGGAGACGCUUCUGUGGGCUCUCCCAGCCUCGGAAUUUGGCACAGCUUAGCCAGGUGCUGAAAAACCGGGAUCUGGCAAGGAAGUUCCUGAACCUGUACGGGACACCUGACAAUAUUGACAUCUGGAUUGGGGCCAUCGCAGAGCCUCUUCUGCCGGGGGCCCGAGUCGGGCCUCUUCUGGCUUGCCUUUUUGAGAACCAGUUCAGAAGAGCCCGAGAUGGAGACAGGUUCUGGUGGCAGAAACGGGGUGUUUUCACCAAGAGGCAGCGCAGGGCCCUGAGGCAAGUUUCCUUGUCUCGAAUUGUGUGUGACAACUCCGGCAUCACCACCGUCUCGAGGGACAUCUUCAAGGCCAACAUCUACCCCCAAGACUUUGUGCACUGCAGCAGUCUCCCCAGGUUGAACCUGUCGGCCUGGCGAGGCACAUGAGGCUUCCACAGUUCUGUCUCCAUAGAAGUCUCUCCCCAGCCUCCAGCCCUUGGAGAAAGGGGAAGGGAAAGACCACGAGGCUGCCUGCCCACUGGAGCACCCAUCCUCUGCUGACGCUUUUGCUGCCGACUGCUCGGAGCUGGGCUCUUAGCAGCCUUGGAUACUAGGUUUUCAAUCAGCAACAGAUGCAAGGCCUUGUGAUUCAAGCCUUGAGGCUCAGGCAAGAAGUCAGCGGGAGGAUUUCCAGCCACUUUCUUGCCUCUCAGCCCUUCCUGACUUCCCUUCCCAUGCCAUGACUGGGACACCACAUGGUCCCAGCCUCUAGCCACCCACAGUCCUCUUCUGACCUGCAGGCUCUGCUUCUUCCAAUAAAGCUCUGCUCAGGGGAGGUGCUGCUGUUUCUGUGUCAGAUGGGGACGGUGUGGCCUGAGUCCACGGUUCACUCCAGACGUUUGCGAGGAGUGCUGCUAAGACACAGGCUAGCACCCACUUCUACGUACAAGAGUCCAAAGAAACACUCUGGGGCAGGGAAAGGCUGAAAGGGGAAGGGCAGAGGCAUUAGAAUACCUCAGCCAUUCCAGCAACCUGAGCAGAGAAACAGCCAACAGAACGUCAGUUGAUGUAAAAGGUUUUUAUGUACAAAACAAAACAAUAAAAGAUACAACCCAGCCAGCAGAAACAAUGUGCGCUGCACUCAGCCUUCAUUUAUUCUGGAAAUAAAUCGUAUCUCAGUCUCUCAGUGAGCCCUAAGCAGAACAAGGCUGGCCUAAAAAGAGGAGGCCGAGACAGAGAGGCCAGGGAUGUUCGCUCUCCCUCACCUUCUGCCAUUUUUUUUUUUUUGGGGGGGUUUUUGCUUU
Messenger RNA from Tupaia belangeri chinensis (Chinese tree shrew), 3091 nucleotides. It is a transcript of the gene EPX, whose product is annotated as eosinophil peroxidase. NCBI's taxonomy places the organism in Eukaryota, Metazoa, Chordata, Mammalia, Scandentia, Tupaiidae. Gene Ontology annotation, molecular function: peroxidase activity; heme binding. The coding region runs from base 87 to 2234 and encodes 715 amino acids. The record is from RefSeq and is a predicted model, not a curated record. The transcript is spliced from 13 exons. Gene Ontology annotation, biological process: defense response to bacterium; response to oxidative stress.